UCAUUUUUUCAAUUAAAAAAUGAUUCAGGGCCCUUACCUGGUUAUUCCGACGCGAAGAGGCUCGGUGCCAAAUAUGACACCUAGCCAAGCCCGAGAAAUAUUGAACCCUGAUGAAAGAUUUAUAAGUGUUUCACUAUUUGAGGCAAUGGACUUUUCGGUUCCGUGCAAAGCGGCGCAAAUGAAUUAUUCCAAGAUCUGUGGUUUACCUGAUUUCCAGACGAUCUUGGUGAACCGCAGCUCUUUUCAUGGCUUGCACCAAAGUGCACCAUCCACAACUGCAGGAAUAUCUGGAGAAUGUGAAAAGGGUAGAAUCACAAUAACAGUUGGCAUGUAUAAAGAAUUGGUGAAAGUACUUCAGCCCAAUUUUGCCAUUGCACUCACAGAAUCUGUUUCACUCAAUGAACCACAACCCAAAAAACGAAAAAUAGCCUAUUGUCGUACUGAAUCUUGGCUAGAUAAAAUUGAAGCUUCACAUAGUGAGUUAGACUGCGUUCUUAUCAAGCCUUUUUCAGUGAGGGGCGCAUCAGGUGGAUUUUUGGAUAUGAUUUGCCGAAAUGAAAACGCGUUGGAGCUUGCUCUUAGCCUAAAAGAUGUGCAUCAAAAUAUUAAGGUUACUUCCUUUUGCUAUGGAAAUUCUAUGGUGUCUGUCUUUGCAGCACUUACAUUCAAUGUGUCCUUGAUUGAAUGUCCAGUACCGUGGUUGCUGGCCGAUAAGGGGGUUGCUAUUACCUUAUCCUUGGGAGAUGUUGCUGUCGAUACUGAUGAUCCAGAAAUUGAUCUAAACGAUGAAUGCUUUUCACUUGACAUCAGACCACUCUGCCCCAAUUGUAAAUGCUACACAUGUCAACGGCAUCAUCGUGCCUAUAUUCAUCAUCUUCUUACGGUGCAGGAAAUGAACAGCACAAUCCUGCUUGCUAUUCACAAUCUUUACAGACUAGUUGAGGUCUUUCGUUACGUACGAAGUUUAUCUCUCGAGAAGCGCAGAGAGUUCCUAGUGGCGUUAAUUAAGCAAUAUUAAACUGGUAGUCAUAAACUGUAUUGCCACCUGGGUAUUAUAGUAGAAUCCAUAUAAGCGUGAAAGAAA
Molecule: messenger RNA, 1084 nt
Organism: Phytomonas sp. EM1
Lineage: Eukaryota; Euglenozoa; Kinetoplastea; Trypanosomatida; Trypanosomatidae
Source: the annotation of a GenBank genome assembly